UGUUAUAACAUCGAAUAAUAAGAAACCCUGAUGCUUAUAACUUAUUGUACAGUCACUUUUACAUUGUGUGUAAUAUUAUAUAACCCUGUUAGUUUGUUAAUUUUCUAGCUUUGUGUGAAUACAAGUCAAUUGUUAAUAUUAGUUUUAAGAGUUCAAAAAGUGUGUCACCUCAUCUAGCAGAAGGAGAAGCAACAUGGAUGGGGUCUCUUUGCAAGGAGAAGUAUUCAAGAAGGAGAAAUGAUCAUCGAGUACCGUGGGGUGAAAGUUAGGAGAAGUGUUGCAGAUCUGAGAGAGGCAAACUAUCGUGCUCAAGGCAAAGAUUGUUAUCUGUUCAAGAUAAGCGAAGAGAUAGUGAUUGAUGCCACAAACUCUGGAAACAUAGCCCGAUUGAUCAACCAUUCGUGUAUGCCGAAUUGCUAUGCACGUAUUGUGAGUAUAGGCGAUGGAGAAGAGAACAGAAUCGUCCUCAUUGCAAAGACUAAUGUUUCACCAGGCGAAGAGCUUACGUAUGAUUAUCUCUUUGAGGUUGAUGAAUCUGAAGAAAUCAAAGUGCCUUGCCUUUGCAGAGCUCCUAACUGCCGCAAAUUCAUGAACUGAAGUGCGAAAUCAUUCUUGCAACGAUUGUAGCUGCGGCUGCUUCAUGCUGACUUCUUUACAGUUGAUACUUGAUUCAUUGGUUAGGCCGCCGUUCAAUUGUAUGUCCGCCGGUUACCUUUCCCGGUCUAGCAAUUUUGUAAAUGUUUAGGAUUUAAACAACCCCAUAGGCCACACACAUGAAGACUUUACACAUUUGAUUUUUAAUCUACAGGUCAUCAAAAGUGUUGAUAUCUUUUCAUGUUUUACAUAAAUAUUGUUUCUUAAUUUCUAUAAAUCAAAGUCGAAUUUUUACUAGA
Messenger RNA from Brassica napus (rape), 893 nucleotides. RefSeq names its product histone-lysine N-methyltransferase ATX3-like. Gene Ontology annotation, molecular function: histone H3K4 methyltransferase activity; protein binding. The record is from RefSeq and is a predicted model, not a curated record. Gene Ontology annotation, cellular component: Set1C/COMPASS complex. The coding region runs from base 238 to 597 and encodes 119 amino acids. The transcript is spliced from 5 exons. NCBI's taxonomy places the organism in Eukaryota, Viridiplantae, Streptophyta, Magnoliopsida, Brassicales, Brassicaceae.